Schizosaccharomyces japonicus yFS275 is the source of this 1356-nucleotide messenger RNA. RefSeq names its product histidinol-phosphatase. The coding region runs from base 321 to 1232 and encodes 303 amino acids. Gene Ontology annotation, molecular function: catalytic activity; histidinol-phosphatase activity. Lineage: Eukaryota; Fungi; Ascomycota; Schizosaccharomycetes; Schizosaccharomycetales; Schizosaccharomycetaceae. The record is from RefSeq and is a predicted model, not a curated record. Gene Ontology annotation, biological process: L-histidine biosynthetic process. The transcript has 4 exons.
GCACAUGCGACUUUAUGUACGGUAAAAGCGAGCGAAAGAGAGCCGAUUUCUGGGCUGAAAGUUGCUUGGUUUGGUAGAUAUAAUACAAUUUCUGUAGUUUUUUUUUUGUUCGACCUUUUCCGACACCUUUUAUAUAUAUAUAUAUUAUUUUUACCCCUAAGACACCGUAAAUACAUUACUACGGUGGACUAGUGAUGCAAACGGCUUUCCAUUUGUUCACCUAAGUGUGUUUGUAAAUAGUUCUUGGCCGUCGUUAGAGCGGGAUUUGGUUUUACUAUUUCUUCCGUCUUCCAACCUGCGAAACCGCUGAAAGUACGCAAAUGCCCAUCUCUCAACAUUCUCACAGUGGACAAUUCUGUCUGCACGCCUCUGGAAACUUGGAAGAGGUCAUUCGAGAAGCUAUAAAACAAGGAUUUAAAACAUUCGCUUUCACCGAGCAUGCACCCAGGGACCACGAGGAGGACUUGUAUGAGGAAGAAAAACACCUAAAGGUACAAGACCUGUUCGACACGUUCGACGCAUAUUACAAGGAAGCACGCCGCCUGCAACAGGCUUACGGUGAUCGCAUUAACAUUUUGGUGGGCUCUGAGAUUGACUACAUACGUCCAGAAUCUGUACAACUUAUUCGAAGUCUACUCGACAAGUAUGACUUGGAUUAUAUCGUCGGCAGCGUCCACCACGUUCAUACAAUACCCAUCGACUUUUCCCCUGCGCUGUGGGAAGCAGCCUUGCACGCCGUAAACGACGAUUACGAACAGCUGUUCGUAGACUAUUUUGACCAUCAGUACGAAAUGCUUCGCCAACUGAAACCUCUGGUCGUUGCCCACUUCGACCUGAUCCGGCUGUUCAGUCCUGAGGCAGGACUUCGCGUUUUUGCAGACUCUCAGAAGGUUUCGGACCGGGUGCAGCGCAACAUUGACUUUGUAAACUCGUACGGCGGCAUUUUCGAGCUCAAUUCUUCUGCCUUCCGCAAGGGCUGGGAUACUGCAUAUCCAAAGAAAGAUAUAUUACAGCGCAUUUUGGAUUCGAAAGCACUUAUAACGCUGUCGGAUGACAGUCAUGGCCCUGCGCAAGUUGGCCUGAAUUACCACCGUUUAAAGCAAUACCUUAUUGACCAGGGUGUCCAGCAAGUUGCUGAGAUUCAUCGCAGUCAAACGGAGCAAGCAGCCAAGCCCACAUACAAACUAAUACCAAUCGAACAAGCAUGGGCGGGUUUCGUAGGACAACAUUAACAUAGCCAUCAAGCCAUUUAAACAAUCAAAAGCCAGUUGGUUUUAUAUCUAGUGUGCGCAUACAAAAGACGGGCAAUUGAUAAUACAGUAUAGGAGGUCGACUCUUCAUGUAAUUGUUUAUUCG